AUGGCAUCCUACCUACACCCUUUUAAGUACCUCGACGAUUUCGCCAAGGAGAGCUUCCACAACGAAGACCCAGACUACUGCACUUUACAUGAAAUAGCCUGGAAAAAUAAAGACCGUACCGCCCUUUUCGAGAAUGUCGUUGGCUCCGAGUCUUACAAAUCCCUCAAACUUAUCGUACCAUUAGUUGGCGGUAAACAAAGACGCCUGUUGGUCACUACUGAAUAUAAAACCGCUCUUUCCGAUGCAAAUCUUUGGUUUAACGGACAGGAGGUCCCCAGAACAACGUUUACUCAGGACGAGUCUUAUUGGAUGCCGGCGGUUCACGAAGACCCGAAAAUGGAUUCCGAUGAUAAAGGUGAAGACUUGCAUAUGGGUACUGAUAAAGGUCCGGAUUGGCCCACCUCAUCCGAACCUCAGGGUGUCUUUAUCGUCUGUGGGAUCCCCGGCAUCGGGAAGAGUUGUUUUCUAUAUUACGUUCUCGUAGAACGUCUGCUCGCAAAUCUUCCCACUUGUUUCCAGACUCAUCCCAACGACUUUACCUAUUGGUGUGACAAGGGCGUGUUUCAAUGCACCAUGGAGCGUGUGCGAUUGGGUUUCGUCAUCCCGAGCGAUGUUUGGUUUCUUGUGGAUUCAAACCAGAAGGUCAAAGCUCCCCGUGCAGGCAUUCUGAAUACGUAUGCACGGGUUAUACAAGCGGCUUCGCCACGGAAGGAUCGUCUCGAUUGGGCACGAAAGGAAAAUCAACAGCCCUAUACGUGGAUCAUGAAGCCCAGCCCGCUGCCAGAGUUGUUGAUCAUGAGGCAUUUUUGGGCGCCUAAGCCCACAGUUGAGGAAGUGACGGAAUUUGUGGCGAAUUAUGGUCCAUCUGCUCGCAUCAUCAUUGGCUUUGCUCGUCAGCCCAACCGAUACCGCGCAAUACUGAAGGAGAUCACUGCAGGAAUGACUCUGGAAAAGCUCGAACAACUUUCAAAAAGCCUACAUCGGUUGGACGCUGUUGACGAGGCCAUUUCGCAUCGGAUCCUGGGCAUAUACCCAGGUGAAGAACGCAUCGAUAGAACCCUUGGAUUCCAUACAUCAGAAAUCUACCGUCUCGUAAAAGAAGCUUUCGGACGAAGUUGGGAUGCACAGCGCAUGUUUGCAAUGUUCAAUUCUGUUGGCCAGACACGAGGAACUGCAGGACACCUUUUGGAGGACGUAACUGGAAGGUGA
Marasmius oreades (fairy-ring Marasmius) is the source of this 1209-nucleotide messenger RNA. RefSeq lists its product as uncharacterized. The coding region runs from base 1 to 1209 and encodes 402 amino acids. NCBI's taxonomy places the organism in Eukaryota, Fungi, Basidiomycota, Agaricomycetes, Agaricales, Marasmiaceae. The record is from RefSeq and is a predicted model, not a curated record. The transcript is spliced from 3 exons.